Drosophila biarmipes is the source of this 3561-nucleotide messenger RNA. RefSeq lists its product as uncharacterized. Gene Ontology annotation, molecular function: protein binding. Bases 592 to 1974 code for a protein of 460 amino acids. The transcript is spliced from 6 exons. Lineage: Eukaryota; Metazoa; Arthropoda; Insecta; Diptera; Drosophilidae. The record is from RefSeq and is a predicted model, not a curated record.
UCGAACGCAACGGUACAUGCACGGCGGACGGCUAGCGAACCCAGUGUCCCGUCGACAACAACUCUCCGAACACCGAACUGCAGUUUGAUUGAAGAAACACUUCCGUUCACAUAUUUUUUUCAAGUUGAAUACAUCGAAGUAAUAGUUAAGAACGCCGCUUCUCAAAGCCCCCAAACAGUGCUCAAAGUCCCCGAAAAACCAGCUGCCGCAUUUUGAAGUUACGUCAAAAGGAGUCGCGGAGAGGAAGCGCCAGCGGAGAAAGGUGGAGGAGAGAGCCAAAAAUAAAGAACGAAAACAACAACAAAGCAGACGCACGCGAUAGGAGUAACUGUAAAUGUGAAAGGAUAAAGUAGGAGAAAGUGGAAAUCGGCGGAGGAACUUUCCUUCUCUUCUUUUCCCUUGGCGCGUCGUCGCCGUUUGCCGUUUGCCUUUUGUUUUUAUUAUUUUUUCCCUCUGUGCCUGUGCCUUUGUUGAUUGCUUUCCAGCCGGCUUUGGCCAUAAGGGAGGGGGCGAUAAAGCGAGGAGGAGGCAGAGGCGACGGAGCACCCACGACGGCUUAUGUAAAGCGUGCUUAAAGCGUGCUAUGGAAGCAUGUCGUCCACUUCCAGCUCCGUGCUAGCGUUGUCAUCGUUUAAUCUAUUAUUUUUCACCCAAGUGCUCACGGUACUCAGCUCUACGAUCAAGUACAACGAAUACGCGACGGACAAGGGCGGCAAUGUGAGCAUACCCUGCAUAGCCCAGGGCAACAUUAUGUGGGUGAAAGAGCACGGCAACAACAGCACGAUAAUCCAGACUGGCCGUGUUCUGGUGCUGCGCAAUGUGAGCACCACGGAUGCGGGAAUCUAUGUGUGCUUCGCCUCAGUGCCACGCCCAGCGACCACGACAGCAACAUCCGCAACUACCUCACCGCAAAGUCAGCAGGAGAAAGAAACGCAGCCAGUGGUGGAUGAUGAGCGGGAUGGUGGCAGGGAGUCCCAAGCCGAGACCGAGUCCCGGAGGGACUUCCAGCAGGAACCCCACGUGGCGGAGGCCGAGGAGGAGGAGGUGGAGUACCAGGCCCAGCAGCGGACCAAGCUCAGCGUUCGCACCGUUCCGGGUCCGGUGUCGCAGCUGUACUUUAAGGCCUCCACCAUACUGGGCUUCCUCAUCUGGCGCUUCAACAAGACGCAGUCCGGCGGCUACCCGGUGCGCAGCUUCACGGCGGAGUACCGCAACGUGUCCUACAAGACGCCGCCGGCCAAUGCCAGCUUCGAGCACGCCUGGAGCAGGAUGGACCCCAUCAACAUAGCCUUCAACGUGCGCCAAAUGGAGGUCUACCGCCUGGCACCCAACACCACCUAUGAGUUUCGGAUAUGGGCCAACAACGAGCUGGGCAGCGGCGAGGUGGUCACCACCAACGUGACCACGCUGCCGGAGACCAAGGAGGAGGAUCUCAUACGCCUUAUAAAACCCGACCUAGACAAUUUCGACCCGCGCAUUUGGAUAGUGGCCGUCAGCAUAGUGCUCGGAACCCUUGUGAUAUUAGCGAUCGGACUCUGCAUUGUGCUCUCCAAGGAGUGCUACCAGUCGGCGCAAAUGGAACUGCAAGAUGGCUGGGACAGCAUUGAGCUCAUACCGAACAUAAUACUUAAUCCCGGUUUCAGCGAGUCGGAUGGCGGUGGUCAGGGCGGUCCCAAGGGCGGGGGUGCCAGUGGUGGUGCCGAGGGGCAGGACGACCCGGACGAGGGGGACGAGGACGACGUCGCCAUGCCCUUUCCGCGCACCAUCAUCUUUGGCCAGCACCAUCGCACGCCUCCGCCGCCGCGCCUGCACUUGCCGCCGCAGCAGCACCACCAAUACCACCACCACCAGCACCACCGGCGGCGGGAGGAGGACGAGGACGACGACUACGAGGAGGAGCACGAGCCCACCAUGGAGCGGUUCAAGCGCAAAGUUUCCGUCUUCUUCACCGGACCCACCAUCAAGCGCAUUUGAGACGCGCCCGAGUACAAACACUGGUCACCUAGGUUGUUGCAUUGCGGCCUGAUUAUGGGAUAGUUGCGAUCCAGAUCCAGACCCAGAUCCGGGUCCACUGACGCAUAGAGCUUAUCGAUCGAAACCUUCGUUUUCACUUCGGUUUCCCCUGUCCAAGCUUGAAAAUGAAGUAUCUAAGAGCCCCAAGAGCUACCACCCCCCUCAUUUAUUGCUCAUUGCCAACGCUUCUCCCCGGAUCACAACUAUAUAGAUAUAUAUACACGUAUUAUACAUGUAAACCAAAACAAAUAUAUUGCUGUGAUACAAAUUCAAUUGAACGGACAUUGUGAGGAUUUACCACAAAGCACUCGAGACACCAAUACAGUUAUUAGCCCCCAUGAAUUUGCUGAAGCUCGUAGAUGCAUCGUACCCCCAUUGGAUUUGGCCUAGUUCGACACGCUCUCUGAGUUGCAGCCACCGCAUUCAGGAUCCAGAUACAAGCGGGACAGCUUAGAGCCGCAGAAUAGAACCCGUGCAGAGAUCUGUUACCAAGAGCUGGACAAGAUAUUUGUCCGUUGGUCUGCAAACUGUUGAGUUAAGUACUAGAAGCCCCGUUUCCUGAAGUAUACCCAGGCUACUGUAACAGAUCUCCAAUAGUCCAGAGCCGCGACUAUAUCGUUGCAACUCUUCUUGCUUUCGAUUAUGUUUUAAGAUUAAACAAACUGUGAAACAAUUUUAUAAUUGAGCAAAUAUUUUGCACUGUAGAGCGCACCAAACGAUCUAUAUACAGAUAUAUAAAUAUACUUAAACCCGGUAAAAACGUUUGAUAAACAUUUUAAAUAAACGGCGCAAUGCCUUGUGCUUUAGUUCGGCCUCAAAGCUAAUCAACCUGAAUACGAUAUGAUAUAGGAAUACUUAUGAAAGUAGUUAAAGUAGCUGGGAAACCAAAUAUUCAAAGCGAGAAGGAAACCGAAAUAAAUAAGAAAACUGCUUCCACCACAGAAAACAAAAUUGAAACAAUUAAAUUGUUAUAAAAGAUAAAUCAAAACUAACUUUAAGCAAGCGAAUAAUGUGUAUAUACCAAGGCAAAACAUAUGUUAGGGCUGGAUGUACACACAUGUGAGGCGUGUACAUAGGAUAGCGAGUGGGUAUCUUAAGAAAGACUGUAGUUACUGUUUAAGACACUUUGGCCUGCGCUUAUACCAAUUUUUUGGGCGCUCCUUGGCCCGCUGUUUUGGUUCGAAACAUUUUUGCAUUGAUCUGCUAAGCUGCGAACAAGUAUAUUUAGAAAUAGUGUUUCUAUCAAUUCGGAAUGUGCACUUAACUAAACCGUGUAUAAAAGGAGAACCCAGAACUCAAGAAAACACGAACUAAAUAAACUAAAGUCUCUCGCCCAAGCCCUCACCUUAAACUCUUGGCUGUAUUUCUAAUUGUUAUUGCUUCAGGUUGAGGUUUGUUGUUACUGCGCCAGCCUUCGGUCAGCGAAAACGCCCCUAGUCACUCUAAAGAAAUUGUUUUCUAGUCUAAGGCUAAGCCGGCGGCGGAGCAGCUAGACCUCAACACCACAGAAAACACAGACAACAAUAAAGUAAAUCUAAGUUUACAAAA